AACUUGAACCACAACUUUGAUAGAUAUUUGUUUUGCAAUAAUCACGCCUAACUGAUAUUAUAAAUAAUUGAAGAACUCUUGCAGAAGCUACAUCAUAUCCUAUCAAUCAUCAAUUAAGUUAUAGAAAAUAAAAGAUGGCAGGGAGUGGAGAAGAAGAGAAGAAGUAUUCAACGAGUGAGCUUAUGGCAAGUGCAAAGAUAGUAGCAGAGGCAGCACAGUCAGGUUUGGGGAAAGAAACUGAUAAAGCCAAAGUUGCAGAUGCUGCAGGGGAUCUUCUAGAAGCAGUUGGUCAGUAUGCUAAACUUGAUGAUCAGAAGGGUGUUGGACAGUAUGUUGAUAAGGCUUCUGAUUAUCUCCAUCAGUAUCAGUCCACCAACUCUCCUGCUCCUUCUCCUUCUCCUUCUCCUGCUGCUGCUGCUGCUGCACCUUCCAAACCAGAUCACCCCAAUGGUAAUGAUGAUGCUCCUGCCAAAUCUGAAGGAGGUGGCCUUGGUGGUCUAGGUGGUGAUUUUGCUAAGGUUGCUGGAGGCUUUUUUAAAUGAAUUAUUAUCACUCAUUUCGCUUCACCUUCUUCUUUGAUUAAUAAUUAUAGUUUCCCUCUCUUUUAAGUAUUCUUGUUGUUAACUUGUUGUCAUCAUUUUAUAUAAUCUAUGUUGGAUAUGAUUAGAAUGUCAUAAUGGAUUGAUUGUAUGGUGACAGACUUCUGUUUGAAGUAAGAUGAUUCUGUAUGUUUUUCCUAAUUCUGUUGUAUAUAUAUUAUUCACUUUCCUUUCUC
Messenger RNA from Cicer arietinum (chickpea), 775 nucleotides. RefSeq names its product nodulin-related protein 1-like. Gene Ontology annotation, biological process: regulation of abscisic acid biosynthetic process; response to heat. The record is from RefSeq and is a predicted model, not a curated record. Lineage: Eukaryota; Viridiplantae; Streptophyta; Magnoliopsida; Fabales; Fabaceae.